AUGGAGGCAUAUUUCCAGUACCAAAGAGUUCAGCAAGCAGUCCAACAGCACCUGUUAGAACUGAAAAAUGAUUGCAGCUGCCCGAGCUACACUGUUGGGUCUCCUCAUAAUACGAACUGUAGAUUGAGCAUCCAUCACGGCACUCCGGGGAAACCACCACCUACGAACUCGACAAUUUCAGGUGACCUGAUUCUUGUGGGCUGGGAAACGCAAAAUGAUCCCUUGAACCCUGUAAAUCAGAGUACUUCGCGAAAGCUCUCCAUUACUGUCUUGGUAUCUUUGAUCGCACUUGCUGUUACUGCCGCCUCAGCGAUUGAUGCUUGUGGUGUCAGGGAGUAUAGCGAGUACUUCCAGGUAUCUGCAGUCGUUGGAUCUCUCGCAACAGGUCUCUUUCUCAUCGGUUUUGCGUUCGGUUCUCUCUUCUCAGGGCCUUUUUCUGAAACCUUUGGCCGCAAUGCGAUAUAUUUAACGACCAUGCUCCUCUUUCUUAUUUUUAUUAUGGCAUCAGGCCUUGCCCCAAAUAUUCAUGGCCACCUUAUUUUUCGCUUUAUUGCUGGCUUUUUUGCUUCGACCCCACUAAGCUGCGCCGGCGGCACGGUUGCAGAUUUAUGGAAUCCGGUAGAGAAGGCCUAUGCUUUUCCUGUCUAUGCCAUACCAGCAUUUGCAGGGCCAAUGAUUGGUCAGCUAAUUGGAAGCUAUGUUCCAACCACAUUAGGCUGGCGUUGGUUGGAGUGGAUAAUGCUUAUCAUGGGCGGCGCAGUUCUGGCUCUGGUCUUCUUAUUUCAACCUGAGACCUAUGGCAAUCUUAUUCUCUUUUGGAAAGCUUCGAUACUUCGAAAGGAAACUGGGGAUGAAAGAUACAGGGCUCCAAUGGAAAUGAAACGGGAGAGCCUAGGCCAGCGUCUGAAGCUCUCUGUGUACCGGCCUUUUGCAAUGUUUUACUCGGAACUGAUUAUCAUUCUAGUCUCGCUCUAUUUGACUAUUAUCUACAUCAUUCUCUUCACUUUCCUAGAGGGCUACACUUAUGUCUUCGGCGAAAUAUAUGGCAUCUCAGAGGGCCUAACCAGUGUUUGCUGGGCUGGUAUGCUAGUUGGGAUCCUGCUUGUUAGCUGCGUGGUGCCAGUGGUUCACAGCUGGACUGCAAAGGCCUAUGCUCGAGAGAAGUCCUCUCCCAUUGCCCCUGAGAUGAGACUCUGGUAUACAAUGCUUGGUGGUGCACCAGCAGUGCCGAUCAGUUUGUUCUGGAUGGGGUGGACCAGCAACCCAGAAAUUUCAAUUUGGUCUCCUCUAGUUGCGUCUGUUCUCUUCGGCUUCGGUAUCACAACUAUUUUUAUUGUUUCGUAUAUGUAUCUCAUUGAUUCAUACGAUACAUAUUCAGCUUCAGCACUUGGGUUCCUCGUGUUCACGCGAUAUGUGGUUGCGGGAGGUAUGACUGUCGCUGGCGGUCCAAUUUAUCAGGCUCUUGGUGUGCAGUAUACACUCACGAUUCUUGGGUCUGUCAGUGCAGUCAUGGCUUUUGUGCCCUAUCUGCUAUACAUCUACGGACCGAGAGUCCGCAAGAACAGCAAAUACGCGGUCAAUAUCAACACGGGGUGA
This is a messenger RNA of Aspergillus ruber CBS 135680, 1596 nucleotides long. Its product is annotated as MFS transporter. Gene Ontology annotation, molecular function: transmembrane transporter activity. The record is from RefSeq and is a predicted model, not a curated record. The transcript has 4 exons. Lineage: Eukaryota; Fungi; Ascomycota; Eurotiomycetes; Eurotiales; Aspergillaceae. Bases 1 to 1596 code for a protein of 531 amino acids. Gene Ontology annotation, biological process: transmembrane transport.